AUGUCUCUUCCCAAGGUCCGCAAUAGUUAUGCGCUAGUGCUAGCGCUAGCGGCGGGUUUCUUUGUGCAGUUCAUGUAUUAUGAAUGGAUGGUGCCUGCCAGAGCAGCAGGGCAGUGCCAUUGGAAAGAAACCGGUGAAAAACCAACAAACGUGCUUCUAGUGGCUGACCCCCAGCUAAUAGAUAACCACACGUAUCCUGGCCGGAAUAGUGCAUUGCUCAAACUUCUGCAGCACACGGUAGAUACCUACUUGGCUCAAAACUACAAAGCGCUUGUUGGAAAGCUUGAACCAGACUACAUCUUCUUUUUAGGUGACUACUUGGAUAAUGGCAGACUGGCCUCAGACGAAUACUUUAACCACGAGGUGCGGCGUUUUUGGCGCAUCUUUGACCGCUGGCCGGAGAAGUACAUUCACGGAAAGAACUGGUUUACGAAUGUGGCCGGCAAUCACGAUAUUGGCUUCGGGAAUGGGAUUGAUGGUGUGGACUUCGUGGUUGUGGACACGCCGCUGUACUCUGCAGAGGGUGAGUUGAGUUCCGACGCUCGAGCUUUUGUGGAUUCGCUUGGUGUUUCAAAGCGAGAUGAAGUUGGGGCUAUCAGCGAAGAAGUUGAUCCCGUCUCGGGAAAGAACUUGAAAGACGUUACAAAGGAGGUGGAUGCAUUGUUUGAGGAAAAACCCAAGGGUGAAGAUGUCAGCCCCGACUUGAAUGCUCUUCCUGAGGAGGUAUCAGAAGACAAAACGGACCAAAAAGACACUAAUAACCAAAAGCUGAGUGAACCAGAAAACGUACCAGAGGAAAAAUCAUCGGAUGCAAAGAAUCAAGAGGAGCCCCAUGCUGCAGUCUCAGAUGACGAGCUAAAAGUGCUUCUCUCACACGUUCCGUUUUAUAGAGACCCAAAGGUCCAGACGUGUGGACCACUUCGUGAAAGUCCCGUCUUUCAUCUCGGUCCGGGAUACCAGUACCAGCUGGCUCUUCUGUCUGACAUCUCGGAUGAGCUUCUUACUAAGAUACGCCCUGUGGUCUCGUUUACUGGCGAUGACCAUGACUACUGCGACGUUACACAUCCGCUUACAGGAACAAGGGAAAUUACAGUAAAGCUGAUCAGCAUGGCUAUGGGGAUCUGGCAUCCAGCAGUUCAACUCCUCUCAUUUGAUGCCUCGAAACUGGAGCUUACAUACGACACACACUUGUGUUAUCUUCCAACGCCAUAUGCUAACGUCAUCUCGUACGCCGUUACUGCAACAGUGAUUGCCUUUCUUUUGUUGGGACACUCUCUUCGCCUCAGGCCCUCGAGAUACAACUACAACUACUCAAUCCUUCCCACGCAUGGUGAUCCCGAACUGGCAAUUCUCAUGGAAAAUCCAAUGUCCAAAAAGGUAUCCGACUUCUUGAAAGAGCAGGACGAGGGUUCCUCUAUCUCUACGCCCAUCCCGGUAUACACCUCGACCGCUGCCAAACUGACGCCUGAGCUAUUGGCUGCGAAAUAUAGGUAUGCACGGUUGGCGGUUCGCAGGUUCUCGAGGAAGUGGAAUUUGGCACUUUUCCUUCGUUUGUGUGUGCUAGAGUUCUCUUUUGUCAUGUUGGGAUAUUUCAUUGUCAUUGCUUCCAUCUGA
Messenger RNA from Candidozyma duobushaemuli, 1614 nucleotides. RefSeq lists its product as uncharacterized. The record is from RefSeq and is a predicted model, not a curated record. Gene Ontology annotation, cellular component: endoplasmic reticulum. Gene Ontology annotation, biological process: GPI anchor biosynthetic process. NCBI's taxonomy places the organism in Eukaryota, Fungi, Ascomycota, Pichiomycetes, Serinales, Metschnikowiaceae. The transcript is spliced from 3 exons. The coding region runs from base 1 to 1614 and encodes 537 amino acids.